This is a messenger RNA of Euleptes europaea (tarantolino), 2563 nucleotides long. It is a transcript of the gene L3MBTL1, whose product is annotated as L3MBTL histone methyl-lysine binding protein 1. Lineage: Eukaryota; Metazoa; Chordata; Lepidosauria; Squamata; Sphaerodactylidae. Gene Ontology annotation, molecular function: protein binding; zinc ion binding. The coding region runs from base 4 to 2529 and encodes 841 amino acids. Gene Ontology annotation, cellular component: nucleus. Gene Ontology annotation, biological process: regulation of DNA-templated transcription. The transcript has 21 exons. The record is from RefSeq and is a predicted model, not a curated record.
GUGAUGGAUGGGCGAGCAGAGAUGGAGGUGAUAAGAAGCACAAAAGGGAAUGGAACCGGGGAGGUCAGUGUCCACUUGGUUGAGAAUACCGUGCAAAAUGCCCACGUACCAGCAACUGCCUUCAUCAUACCAGCAAACACAACCACUGUAAACCUUCCUACAAGCACCUUAGAAAUCCAGCGAUUCCCGCGGGAACCUCAGAAAAACCUGGGGGCAGAGAGGCAAAGAGAGGGCACAGGAAGCGAGCCAAUCACAGCAACAGUCAUCCCCCAGAUCAGUGGAGUACAGACCUGCAACACUAUCCGGGUUCUGGAGUGGAAAGAUGGGGUAGCCACACUGCCUGGAAGCAAUCUAAGGUUUCGAAUAAAUGAAUAUGGGACACUAAAAGUGGUCAGUGCUGACAAGCUGUCACCUGUGGAGCCCCUCAAGGAGUGCCAUUCGGAAAGAGACGGGGAUGUUGAGAUGGCCCCUACCAGCAAGGACAAUCCUACUGUGGCUCAAGACUUGGUCGUUCCAGAGCCACCCAAACUUCCAGGUGUGGACAGCAUGUGUCAUUGCAGUACCUGUGGCCGGAGAAAUGUUUCCGGGACAGCCCAAGAAGGCAGAGGGUUUUGCAGUGAAAACUGCCACCGACAAUUCAAAGAAAGGUCUGUCAUUGUAGAGAACUCUGCCGGCAGCACCAAUUCCACUGAAAUCCUCAAGCCGGUGAAGAAGCGGAAAAGGAAAGAUUAUCAGAGCCCCUCAGAAGAAGAGGAGGAAGAGUCUGAACAAAUGGAAGUGAAGCAGGAGGAGGCAAAUGGCUCUGGAGGAGAACCCCCUGCUAGCAACACUGGGAAUGAAGAAUGGAGUACAAGUCAGCUGGGUGAGGAGAAGACAGAAGGUUGGUCCUGGGCAUCCUACCUGGAAGAACAGAAAGCCAUCAGUGCCCCUUUAAAUCUGUUUCAGGAACAUCAGUUGGUCAGCCAGCACAAGAAUGGUUUCAAGGUGGGGAUGAAGCUCGAAGGAAUUGACCCCCAGCACCCCUCUAUGUACUUCAUUCUCACUGUGGCUGAGGUAUGUGGUAACCGGAUGCGUCUUCAUUUUGAUGGCUACUCUGAAUGUCAUGAUUUCUGGCUGAAUGCCAACUCCCCAAACAUUCAUCCUGCUGGCUGGUUUGAGAAAACAGGGCACAAACUCCAGCCGCCAAAAGGAUGUUUAGGUUAUAAGGAAGAAGAAUUCAACUGGGCCAACUAUCUGAGGAUAUCCAAAGCUCAGGCAGCCCCCAAGCACCUCUUUGUGACCCCAGACAGUAAUGCUACUCCAACAGGAUUCCAAAUGGGCAUGAAACUUGAAGCAGUGGAUCGUAUGAAUCCUUCUUUGACAUGCGUUGCCACGGUGACAGAUGUGGUGGACAAUCGCUUUUUGGUGCACUUUGAUAACUGGGAUGACACGUAUGACUACUGGUGUGACCCCAGCAGUCCCUAUAUUCACCCAGUUGGUUGGUGUCAGGAGCAUGGAAAGCCUCUCACACCUCCUCAAGACUACCCUGACCCUGAGAACUUCAGCUGGGAAAAAUACUUAGCAGAAACAGGUGCUUCUGCAGUGCCGGCUUGGGCCUUUAAGGUGAGGCAACCCCAUGGCUUCCUGGUCAACAUGAAGUUGGAGGCGGUGGACCGAAGGACUCCUUCCUUGAUUCGAGUGGCCAGCGUUGAAGAUGUCGAAGACUACAGGAUAAAGAUCCAUUUUGAUGGUUGGAGCCAUAUCUACGAUUUUUGGAUUGAUUCAGACCACCCAGACAUUCAUCCUGCGGGAUGGUGCUCCAAAACUGGACAUCCGUUGCAGCCUCCUCUCAGGCCAAAGGAACCCGCCUCUUCUGCCAAUGGGAGCUGCUCAACCUUGGCGUGUAAGACUCUCCCCAGCCCCAAGGGUUCCAAAUACAGCUUUCACAGGAAGUGCCCAACACCUGGUUGUGACGGCUCAGGUCAUGUGACAGGCCGCUUCACAGCUCACUACUGCAUCUCAGGGUGCCCCCUAGCUGAGAAGAACCAGGGAAGAGUGAAGACUGAUCUCUCGGAUACAGAGAACUCGGUUCGAAAGAGGAACCUGAUCGGCUUCUCUCAGCGGAAGAAAUCUCGACACCAUGGAAGAGGGCGACCUCCAAAAUACCGGAAAAUCCAGCAGGAAGACUUUCAAACCAUUUCUUCAGACAAUAUGCACCAAUCUCUUUUCAUGUCGGCCUUAUCAGCGCACCCAGACCGUUCCCUGUCUCUCUGCUGGGAGCAGCACUGUAAACUCCUGCCAGGAGUGGCUGGAAUCACAGCAUCUACGGUGGCCAAAUGGACCAUUGAUGAGGUCUUCAGCUUUGUACAGACGUUGACGGGUUGUGAGGACCAAGCAAAACUCUUCAAGGAUGAGAUGAUCGACGGAGAGGCAUUCCUUCUGCUGACUCAGGCCGACAUUGUGAAGAUCAUGAGCGUCAAGCUUGGCCCAGCACUGAAAAUCUACAACGCCAUCCUCAUGUUCAAAAAUGCUGAUGACACCUUAAAGUGAUCCACCAUGAGCAGUGUUUGACUUCCUUCUACAG